UUCAAAAAGUUAACCAAUGAGGCAAUAACCAUUUGGGUUCUCACUUUAAUUGUCCAAAUACUCUGAAUUAUCCAAAAUCUCAAAAUAGUGUCAAACAUUCUGAAAUUAGGGUUUUAUUACGAAUUUUCAAUCCUGUUCAGAGAAAGAUAAUGAUGAUGCAGCGCUGUUCUAGCAGAUUAAAAUCCCGAAGACGAUCUAAAGAGGAAUACAAUUUUUCCGAUGACAUUCUGAUUGAAAUUUUGAAGCGACUGCCAAUAAAAUCGCUAGUGCGUUGUUCUUUAGUUUGUAAGUCAUGGUUUACUCUCCUCACCUCUAAUGCAUUCAUUUCUACUCAUGUAGAAUUUAAUGCCCAAAAUUUAUAUCUUUUCAAAGAUAGCACUUAUAUUCGCCAUGAUAAUGUUUUUACGCAUUUCCAGAUUUACGAUGGAAAAAUCGUUUCAAAUAUGUUUGAGACAGGUUAUAUGAGGAGUCCAUUUAGUAGAAAACAUUUUCUCGUGAGUUCUUUAAAUGGGCUGUUGUGUUUAUUUGAUUUUUACUCUCCAAAUCCCAGAAUUUCCCCCUUGAUUUUAUGGAAUCCUUCAAUUUUUAAAGCCAUAGCUGUUUCUGUUCCUGAUCUUGGUGAUGUGAGUUUCACCUCUGGUGGGUUUCCGAAGUUAAUUUUUGGGCUGGGCUUUUAUUCGUAUUCGAAUAAUUACAAGAAUGAUUACAUGAUUAUUCGGGUUGCAUACUCGAAUUCUGGUACUGGUGAUUUGAUAUGUACUAAUUUUCGGGUUGGAUUGUAUUCCAUUAAUAAGGGUGAGUGGAAGAGCUUAGAAAUGAAAUCUUUUCCUCACUAUAUUACCACUAUUAGGUGGAGAGGAUUAUAUUUGAAUGGUGUGAUUCAUUGGAUUUGUAAUGUUGGUGUGAAUCGUGAUGGUUGCGAUGAGAUUUAUCGGUUGAUUUUGACGUUUAACCUGGAAGAUGAAAGUUUUGGUGAAAUUGAGUUGCCAAAGGAGGUGGUGGAUGUGACAAAUCAAACAUUAAGGGUUGUCAUGGUCCCUCUUGAUGGUAAAGAGGUGCUUGGAGUUGUACAUGUUAAAGUUGUUUUUAACCUAUGGGUGAUGAAGAGUUAUGGAGAGAAGAAUUCUUGGGUUAACUUGUUCAACAUUAAUUUCGACAGCGGGAUCAUGAACGACAUGAAUGUGGCUAUUUUGGAUGAUCACGUUGUGGUGAAAACUUAUGGUGGUUGGAUUUCCUAUGAUCGUAAGAAAAAAGAAAUGUGUAAUCUGAACAAAAUACGUCCGUGUUGUGACUACGUUGAUACCCUUGUAGCAAACCUAAUUCUUAUUGGGCCACGAAAAGGAAUUUUCCCUUCUCUUAUAGUGCAUCAAAGGGAUCAGAUAGCACGUCCUUCUGGUCGCAGAGGUCGACGUGGACGUGGUAGAGCAAGAGCAAUGUGAUUUAGGUAUGAUUAUGCCUUUUUUGCUUGAUCUCUUUUAUCACCACAUGUUAGAAUCUGAAUAGAAAUUGUGUAUUUUGCAAUUAAAUGUGUGAAUGUAAUAGUUAAAGGUUGCUAUGUAAUCUUUUCUUGUGUACUGUUCCAUGUUCUGUAUAUUGUCCAGACUGUUGUAAGAUAUCUUCUGAUGUUAUUUUUGCCUUCUGGUUAUGGAUAUUUUGCGUUAGUGAGAAUGUAUUGGUGGAGCAAGCUAGCCUCUUUGGGUGUGCUGCUGCUCUUUUAGACAAUCUUUGCCUGUUGACGUUUUUCAUUUCGAGGUUUAUUGGGUUCCGUAUAAUUUAUCAUUCCUGCUGUCCUGAUUGUUAAUGCCUAGUAUUUGAAACUUGGAAAUUUUAAUCUACCUUACUGUUGUGAUGCUAUUUGGCUUUUUCAUAGCUUCUGUUGCUGCUGAUUGCUAGCUUGUUGUGUUGCUUCCGGUCAAUACUUUCUGUCUUCUUAUCUUCAUAUAUUAACAUCCCCGUUAAUCUAGGAGGUAUUAUCGAUAGACCCUAGUCUGGACAGAAGCUCUUUGAGCAGAAGGUAGGAUCUUAGUCAUGAUCAUUGUUACUUGGAACGACAUUCGGUUUGGAACAUGGAACGGGAACGGGAACGGGAACAGAAACGCAAACUAGAUUGACUCGGGAAUGAUUGGGUACGAGAUACAUUGAUCUCCUUGUAUCGGGGCAUGCUCCUUAAUACUUGCAAAAUGAGAUGAGGUAAUCGUAGCUAAGUGAACUAUGUCGUAUAUACUUCUUCAUGCUCCUCAAUACCUUAUGGAAGGAUAAUAACUUCCUAAGUGGAAAAUCACAAUCUUUUGAGUUAUUGUUUGACUUGAAUUGAGGUAGAAAUUGGUUACACUGUGUAUGAGCCCUGAAUAAUUAGGCUUAGUAUGUACCUUGUUAACCGUGUUUUAACCUUCAUAAGUAGUAUCAUUAACAUAGUGAUAUUUAGCUGAAAUGUUCCGAGUGUUGGAGUGAAAUGCAUCACUUCUAGUGAGAAAUACAACACUUUUGCUAGGCGAAAAUGGUGUAAUGACACCUUGUGAUGUACCAAGAAUCAAGAUCGUAAAAGUUCCUAAACAUUGGUGUAAAUUGUUAGGUUCCUAUCGAAGAUCAACCCUGCUCCAAUGCUCUUUUCAAGAGUUGUGUAAGAGUGUAGAGAAAUCACAUGAAUCUUCAACUAUCUUUAAAGGCUUAUAAAACCAUUGGGUUUUGAUACCUAUUUGUUUAAGAAAGCAAAAAACACAAAUAUAAAUGUGUUGUAAAAACACUACCCUUUUCAUUUAUCCAAAAUAUACGAAAUGCAACUAAGAACCUGAUCAUAGUUCGUGAGGAUUUUUCGCAAACCGAGAGAUUCUUUUGCCGUAUCUUCUUUUAUGGGUUUGGAUUGUCGUCUUUCUUUCCUCCCGGAGUUCUUAUGAGCGGAAUACACUGGAUAUGACGACGAUGAUAUGAAAUGCAACUAAGAACUAGCAUUAUUAGGCAAUCAAUUAUCAGAAAACAUGAAAGCAAACAAUCUAUUCUACGUAUCGGGAACACCAAGAAGGCACCAAUGCGUACAAUCAGCAUAGUUUACCAAAUUGUUGCCAUAUUUUUCAGCAUGCAUGUUCCAAUCAUUGAACCUGUACAUUGAUGGAUGUGCAUCAAUUCUGGAUUCAGAUAACUUGGUUAUGUUCAUUUAUUUGAUUUGUGAUUUGUUCAUUCCCUUUAUCACACUCUCUAUAACAUGAACCAUGGAUCUGGGAAAGACGGGUAUAUAAGAAUCAUCCAUGAUAGGUUGAGUUUUAUUGUAACACCAUUGAUCAUAUUGUAUGAAUUUGUGUGGAGCUGAAAUGCUUCUGAAAAACAGUAUUGUUUUAUUUGGAUCAACGUUUGUCUCGAUCCAUUUUUGCCCAUGUUUUUAAGCCUCGUUUGAAUGCCACUUCUAUAGGCAUAUCCUUUUUCAAUUUUCCAUCAUAUUGAACCAAUCCCAUCUGCAAAUAUUGCAUUACUAUUAGUUAUUGAAAAAUUCUCAAAUAAGAAAGUCUUAUUGGUGAGAUUAUUUUUAUUGGGCUGGUUCAAUGUACAUAUAUAGUCUCAAAUUGAUCACUUAUAACAUUAAAAUGAUCACUUAUAAAUUUAAAAUGAUUAAUUAUAAUCUUAAAGUAGAGUCUUAAAGUGAUUACUUAUACCAUUAAAAUAAUUAACUAUAAUUUUAUAAUAAUCAGUUAGAAAAAUAAAUAAUUAUAUAGAUCUGUUUCAUAAGAAUUGACAUUAGGGCCUAGGGGUGCUCAAUUCAAGCCAUUUCAAUUAGAAAUUAAAUAAUUAAAGAGAAAAUUAUAAUAAACUACCUAUUCUAUACCUCUAUUUGCAAAAAACUACCUUAUCUAAAAUUUUUUUCAAAAAACUAUC
This is a messenger RNA of Amaranthus tricolor (Joseph's coat), 3864 nucleotides long. Its product is annotated as F-box protein At3g07870-like. Bases 150 to 1439 code for a protein of 429 amino acids. The record is from RefSeq and is a predicted model, not a curated record. The transcript has a single exon. Gene Ontology annotation, molecular function: protein binding. Lineage: Eukaryota; Viridiplantae; Streptophyta; Magnoliopsida; Caryophyllales; Amaranthaceae.